Aspergillus steynii IBT 23096 is the source of this 831-nucleotide messenger RNA. RefSeq lists its product as uncharacterized. The transcript has 7 exons. The coding region runs from base 1 to 831 and encodes 276 amino acids. The record is from RefSeq and is a predicted model, not a curated record. Lineage: Eukaryota; Fungi; Ascomycota; Eurotiomycetes; Eurotiales; Aspergillaceae.
AUGACAGACGCUUUCGCAUUCACCUACCCCUCACCGUUGGAGGGGUACGAAAAUCUCGAGCCACUAUCAGACGAGAGAAACGAAGACGGCAAAUCGCUGAAAAACCCCCAACAUGGGAUCCUGAGUAAAGCGUACGAGGAGUUCCCCGAUCCGCUGGCGAAGGACCGACGCGGCGGCUUCGAUGUCCAUAUUUAUCAUUUCCCGAAUAACCCCGACCAAGCUGCCUUCGCAAAGGCGCUCUGGGAACGAAUCCGACGAGAAUUUCCCGAGCUGCGGAUCUACACGUUCUUCGACCGACCGAUAGGCCCGCACCCGGUGGCCAUGUUCGAGGUGAACCUGUUCACGCCGGCGCAGUUCGGGGCAUUUGUGCCGUGGCUGAUUCUGAACCGGGGACCGCUGAGCGCUUUGGUCCACCCGAACACGGUGGAAACGGAAGAAGAACGAAAUCAUACACAGCGGGCGACAUGGCUGGGGGAGAGGAUUCCGUUGGAUUUAAGGGUUUUUAAGCUGAUGCAGGAGAAGCAGAGGAGGGAGGCGGAGGAGGGGAAGAAGUACAAGAUACAUAGAACACAGGUAAUUAUGAGUGACUUCCAUCACGGGAUCGAUCGGGCAUAUCCGACGCGACCACAAGAUGACCAUGUCGAUCCCAACCACGCCGGUCCCUGUCGCCGGAUGAUUGGCUCUGCUUGGAUCAUGCUUAUCGGCCUUGUGUAUGGCGUUUUCCUACAACCCCUGCGCGCGCAGUUCAGUUCGGUCGAGAAUGUAGGAUUCGGGAGUCGGGGUCUCCGGUCCUAUGGACAGCCUGCCACUGCCAACCUGCCUGAUCCAUAG